Molecule: messenger RNA, 4716 nt
Organism: Coregonus clupeaformis (lake whitefish)
Lineage: Eukaryota; Metazoa; Chordata; Actinopteri; Salmoniformes; Salmonidae
Product: collagen alpha-2(XI) chain
Biological process (GO): phosphatidylinositol phosphate biosynthetic process; inositol phosphate biosynthetic process
Cellular component (GO): nucleus; cytoplasm
Molecular function (GO): inositol hexakisphosphate kinase activity
Source: RefSeq, a predicted model, not a curated record
CAAAAUGUCGUCAUAAUAUAUGCUGUUCGGAUCUGUUUUGGAUGGGAAGCGUUGCCGUUAUUAGAUGGGGAGAGAGAGAGGGACACACAUAUAUUGUUGGCUAAACUGAGGGACCCGAAUGAGCUAUUUAGUGCUAAACCAAGGGUUAACGACAGUGCCUGUAGUGAGUGAACUCGUUGCUAACUAGCUAGCUGGUUAACGUGUGUUUAGUCAGACGUUUAGCUAGCUAGCCGAUAGCUAGCUAACGCGUUAGCUACGGUUACAUAAUACCACCUCAGGUUGCAAGCACAUUCUAGCUAGCUAGCCAUGUUGACUUGUAGCGAACAUCAACUGCACAUAUUUAAGUCAACGUUAGCUUGCUAGUCUAGCUACAUUAGCUAGCUAAAAUGCAGCCACACGGGCUAUAAGUUAGCUGCUAACGCGUUAGCUAGUUAAGGUUAUUUUGGUCCAGGCACAGUAGGCAGGGGCUGUCCUGUUUGCCCUCCGAAUUGGGAUUUCACCAAUUUGCUUUCAUCUGUCAAGCUGAGGAUUCACAAACCCGGUGGUUUUGAAGGUGUGACGUCAUCGCCCGGUGCUCUUCAUCGAGGAGCCGGGAUCUGAUUGGUCCGUUUUGGUUUGCGGCCGGCGGGCUGGCUCCUCCUCCUCCCGGCGGCAGCGUGCGCUCCCAGCUGCCUCCCUGCACCCCCCGCUCGCCCAGCCUGCUCGCCCGAGCCCAUGCCCCCCCCAGGCCCUCCAACGCCAUGUGCCUCCCCCAGCACGGAGCGAGCCAGGCAGUGUUAGGCCUAGGGGGGCUGGGGUUUGGGACAGGCCUAGGGCUGGGGCAGGGCCAGGGGGGGCGGCGCUGUGGAGGGGUGCCGCUAGAACCCUUCGUACACCAGGUGGGAGGGCACACCAGUAUGAUGCGCUACGAUGACCACACGGUGUGCAAACCCCUCAUCAGCCGGGAGCAACGCUUCUACGAGUCGCUGCCCCCUGAGAUGAAGGAGUUUACACCAGAGUACAAAGGCAUGGUGUUGGUGUGUUUUGAGGGGGACAUUGACGGCUACAUCAACCUGUUGGCGUACCCGUGCGUGGAGAGCGAGAGUCUGGACCACGAGGAAGUACCGGAGAGGGACCAACCCCGGAGGAAACACUCCCGCCGCAGCCUCCACCGCUCCACCUCAGAGGUGAAGGAGGAGAGGCCACCGCAGGAGAGCGACAGCACUGAGAAUCUCCAGGAGCUCAAGAGUCCUCGUCUAGAGCUCCAGAUCUACAGUGAUGUUCCCUUCCAGAUGCUGGAUAAUAACAGCGGCCUGGUCUCAGAGAAGAUCAGCCACAACCCCUGGAGCCUCCGUUGCCACAGGCAGCAGCUCACCCGCAUGAGAUCAGAGUCCAAGGACAGGAAGCUCUACAAGUUUCUGCUCCUGGAGAACGUGGUUCACCACUUCAGCUACCCGUGCAUCCUGGACCUGAAGAUGGGCACACGUCAGCACGGGGACGAUGCCUCGGAGGAGAAGGCUGCCAGGCAGAUGAAGAAGUGUGAACAGAGCACCUCCGCCACCCUGGGGGUACGUGUCUGUGGGAUGCAGGUGUACCAGAUGGACACGGGCCACUAUCUGUGCAGGAACAAGUACUACGGCCGCAGCCUGUCCAUCGAGGGCUUCCGCCAUGCCCUCUACCAGUUCAUGCACAACGGGACGUCGCUCAGGAAGGAUCUGUUUGAGCCCAUGCUGUGUAAGCUACGCAGCCUGAAGGCCGUUCUUGAGAGACAGACCACCUACCGUUUCUACUCCUCCUCCCUGCUCAUCAUCUAUGAGGGGAAGGAGCCUGAGCUGGCCCACGUCUGGCAGAAAGCACCACAGGAAACCUGGCAGCAGAAAGCAUCACCACCACAGGCCCCGGCAGAGCCCUGGGAAAACCAGAAACCACCAGCACCACAGCCAGCAGCUGAGGUGCCCUCAGAGAAGGAGGUGGUGGUCAACCCAGGGGUAGGAAUCCAAGGUGUCCAAGGACCGGGGUUAGGAGUGAGGCUCCAAGGUGUCCAAGGACCGGGGUUAGGAGUGAGGCUCCAAGGUGUCCAAGGACCGGGGUUAGGAGUGGGGCUCCAAGGGGUCCAAGGACCGGGGUUAGGAGUGGGGCUCCAAGGUGUCCAAGGACCGGGGUUAGGAGUGAGGCUCCAAGGUGUCCAAGGACCGGGGUUAGGAGUGAGGCUCCAAGGUGUCCAAGGACCGGGGUUAGGAGUGAGGCUCCAAGGUGUCCAAGGACCGGGGGUUAGGUGAGGGCUCCAAGGGGUCCAAGGACCGGGGUUAGGAGUGAGGCUCCAAGGUGUCCAAGGACCGGGGUUAGGAGUGAGGCUCCAAGGUGUCCAAGGACCGGGGUUAGGAGUGAGGCUCCAAGGUGUCCAAGGACCGGGGUUAGGAGUGAGGCUCCAAGGUGUCCAAGGACCGGGGUUAGGAGUGAGGCUCCAAGGGGUCCAAGGACCGGGGUUAGGAGUGAGGCUCCAAGGGGUCCAAGGACCGGGGUUAGGAGUGAGGCUCCAAGGGGUCCAAGGACCGGGGUUAGGAGUGGGGCUCCAAGGUGUCCAAGGACCGGGGUUAGGAGUGGGGCUCCAAGGUGGAGUCCUCCAAGGUGUCCAAGGACCGGGGUUAGGAGUGAGGCUCCAAGGUGGUGUCCAAGGACCGGGGUUAGGAGUGGGGCUCCAAGGUGUCCAAGGACCGGGGUUAGGAGUGGGGCUCCAAGGUGGAGUCCUCCAAGGUGUCCAAGGACCGGGGUUAGGAGUGGGGCUCCAAGGUGGAGUCCUCCAAGGUGUCCAAGGACCGGGGUUAGGAGUGAGGCUCCAAGGUGGAGUCCUCCAAGGUGUCCAAGGACCGGGGUUAGGAGUGGGGCUCCAAGGUGGAGUCCUCCAAGGUGUCCAAGGACCGGGGUUAGGUGUGGGGCUCCAAGGUGGAGUCCUCCAAGGUGUCCAAGGACCGGGGUUAGGUGUGGGGCUCCAAGGUGGAGUCCUCCAAGGUGUCCAAGGACCGGGGUUAGGAGUGGGGCUCCAAGGUGGAGUCCUCCAAGGGGCCCAUGGACUGACAGAAGCCCCUCUCCAGCCCCUCCAGCUGCCCCAGGCUGUACCAUCUCCACCAGAAUGCCCCCCCCCCCCCACCACUCCACAGCCACAGCAGCCCCACCAUGAGCCUCUCUUGCCCCCUCCACCUCUGCCCUCAGACCCCCACGCCCCCUCUCCCCCGCUACCAUGCCCCUCCAGCCCUAGCAUAAGUGUGGACGUCCGCAUGAUAGACUUUGCCCACAGCACCUUCAAAGGUUUCCGUGACGACCAGACAGUGCACGACGGGCCGGAUCGGGGCUACGUGUUUGGACUGGAGAGCCUCAUCAAGAUCCUGGAGGGCCUCAGGGAGGAGAACCUGUAGCAGCCGAACCUGGGACUGCGUCUCAAAUGGAUGGAAACCUCUAUUCCCUAUAUAGUGCACAACUUUUGACCAGGGCCCACAGGGUGUUAGCGUGUCUUCUUCCUCUUGAAAAAAUAAGUUACAAAAUAAAACCCAGGCUGCUUCCAAAAAAGGCACCUAUUCCUAUAAGGAUCGUGUGAAAAGUAAAGUACUAUGUAGGGAUUGGCGUGCCAUUUGGAACGUACCAAACAUCAUUCAGGAGAAGGAAAGCUGUACAUGACACAUCUUCAUCCUCCCUCUUCAGAUGUCCUCCUCCCCACUACCCUAUCCUCAAUUAUUCUAUUUUGGAGAAAACAGGAAACAAAAAUAAAGAAAGAAACCGUGAGACGUUUUGGAGAAAGAAAAGCACAUUAUUAAUCUGUAAUAAUGAGGACCUGAUGGAGCAGUGAUCUGUAAUAAUGAGGACCUGAUGGAGCAGUGAUCUGUAAUAAUGAGGACCUGAUGGAGCAGUGAUCUGUAAUAAUUAGGACCUUAUGGAGCAGUGAUCUGUAAUAAUGAGGACCUGACUGAGCAGUGAUGUGUAAUAAUGAGGACCUGAUGGAGCAGUGAUCUGUAAUAAUGAGGACCUGAUGGAGCAGUGAUCUGUAAUAAUGAGGACCUGAUGGAGCAGUGAUCUGUAAUAAUGAGGACCUGAUGGAGCAGUGAUCUGUAAUAAUGAGGACCUGAUGGAGCAGUGAUCUGUAAUAAUGAGGACCUGAUGGAGCAGUGAUGUGUAAUAAUUAGGAUCUGAUGGAGCAGUGAUCUGUAAUAAUGAGGACCUGAUGGAGCAGUGAUCUGUAAUAAUGAGGACCUGAUGGAGCAGUGAUCUGUAAUAAUGAGGACCUGAUGGAGCUGUGAUGUGUAUUCAUAAGGAUCUGACGGAGCAGUGAUGGAAUGGAUGGAAGGCCGCUGUAUGUCUAUGCUACUGUCUGACAGUAAAGGUGAAAGGUUGUGACCUUAAACUGUAAAGGACAAUCAUUUCUGACUGUUGUGCUCCUCCUAGAUUAGAGACACGUGAGAAACGUAAAGGGAGCAUCUACAGGCCUGUGUGUAUCCUAUUAAUCAUCCUGGACAGAAAUGGCUGCCAUUCCUCUGAGGGAAACAUAAAAAGGGCAAUGUCUGCCUUGUGGGUUUGUCGCCACUGUGUGGCCAACUGAAGUAUUGCAUUGAAGAAAGGCACAGGAUGAGGUCAGGGUUUGGUUUUGAAGGUAGCGCAGCCACUGCUCAGAGCAAGGCCAGGUCCUGUCUCUGUCCCAAAUGGCAUCCUUAUUCCCUUUAUAGUGCACUACUUUUGACCAGGGCCCAU